AUGGAAGUUUGGUUACCAGUAGCAAUUGCUUCAGACUUAUUAGUUUCGAAUCUCGGGCACAUCAAGAACAAAAAAGACAUGAUAUCUAGGCUAAAUGCCUGUAAAAGAAAAGGUUAUAUACGAAUUAAGUUUAAAGUUGAUUGUGUUUACAAGAGUACUGCAGUUCAUAUUUUGGUUGUGCAAGCAUUCAUCCCUAAUCCAGAAAAUAAGCCCUAUGUUAAUCACAUCAACGGUAUCAGAUAUGAUAAUCGAGCUGUUAAUUUAGAAUGGGUAACUCCUAGAGAGAAUGCUGAACGUACAGUAUUUCGAAAUCCUAGUUGUAGUAGUUCUAAAAAAAUUGUGCAAAUGACCUUGAAUGGAAAUGUUGUUCAAGUUUGGGAUUCUAUCACUCUCGCAUCGAAUACUCUUAAUAUAGUAAUGAGCAAUAUUUCUUAUUGUUGUAGCGGAAAGCUAAAUAUUGCUGGAGGGUGGCAUUGGAUGUAUUAUGAAGAUUACAUAGAACAAGAUCCUAAUGAAGAAUGGAGAGAAAUAGAAAUUAAUUUACGAAAAUUCAGUAUUUCAUCUUUAGGGAGGGUUCAGUUUCCGAAUGGCUUAAUAUCUCAAGGAUCUCUAGAUGCAGGAUAUCUUAGAGUCACUCGAGAAAAAUACCGUGUUCAUCGCUUAGUCGCAUUAGCAUUUUGUUCCAAAGAAGAAGGCAAAGAAUAUGUAAAUCAUAUUGACGGAGAUUCUACCAAUAAUAAAGCAUCAAAUCUUGAAUGGGUAAGUCAAAAAGAGAAUACUCAACAUGCCAUACGUCUCGGGCUUCGAUGCCAACGUGCUGUUAAGCAAAUUUUUCAUGAUGGAUCUUUCCAAGUAUUUCCAUCCUUAGCUGAAGCACAACGUAUAACUGGGGCUAAAAAACAAAAUAUCAGUUUAGUAUGUCAAGGACUUCAAAAUCAUACGAGAGGAUAUCAUUGGGAAUAUAUAAAUGCAACAACAUAUCAUAAAAAUUGA
This is a messenger RNA of Dentiscutata erythropus, 993 nucleotides long. The record is from the annotation of a GenBank genome assembly. Lineage: Eukaryota; Fungi; Glomeromycota; Glomeromycetes; Diversisporales; Gigasporaceae.